Molecule: messenger RNA, 14469 nt
Organism: Scophthalmus maximus (turbot)
Lineage: Eukaryota; Metazoa; Chordata; Actinopteri; Pleuronectiformes; Scophthalmidae
Gene: spegb
Product: striated muscle enriched protein kinase b
Exons: 41
Coding region: 618-11468 (3616 amino acids)
Biological process (GO): protein phosphorylation
Molecular function (GO): protein binding; protein kinase activity; ATP binding
Source: RefSeq, a predicted model, not a curated record
CAAGGAGGAGGGGGGGCUACUGUGCGACUUGCUGGACAGGACCUGAUGCUUUCAUUCACUCAGAGGCGGAGCAGGAACAAAUCUGAGGGCUGCUGGGAAUAAACCGAGGAAACUCACUGAAGCAGCACACCGCUGGGAGUUGGUUGGCCGGAUAAGUCGGAGAACAUCAAGGAAAAGGAAGGGGAAAAGCUGGGCCGUCACUUCCAAGAGACAAGUCAAGGGAGUUGUUAAUGCAACAUGAUCUAGGGGGUCUUGCCCUAAAAAUACCUCUGGGCAGGAGACUGGCAGCUCUCUCUAUCAACUUAUUCACCUGGUGAUCAACAGUUUCUUUUUCUUCUUUUGACAACAACUGAGGUCCAGAGAACAGCAGUUUUAGAAGGCUUUAUCCUUGGCAGAUAUGCUUCAAAAUAGUUUUGAUUUGUUGUUUUUUUUAGUAAAAGAAAAGUACAUACUAUAUAUUCAAAACAUGUGAGAACCUCUGCUAACUGUAAUGCAUAUGUAUAUGUGAAGAAUUUUGGUCUGGAAUAUCACACGAGGGGCCCGAUCAGUGCUAUAGUCGUAUAAUUUAGUAGGACAGUUAAAGAAUCCAUUGGAGGGUCCGCCGAAUCGGUUCAACCAUGAGGAAAGCAGAGGUGCAAAUGACGCUGAAAAAGGGGGCAAAUGAGGCUGCAGCGCCCCCGAGCCCCACUGUCCCGCCGAAACGGUCCAAAGCGAGCCCGGAGCACGUCGGCGCAGACCCCCGGGGACCUACUUAUCCCACCCAGACGCCGCCUGUUUUCGUGCGCAAAAUGAGGAACGCCGCCGUGGGGACGGGCUGUGACAUCCGCCUCAAGGUGACGGUGGCUGGCGACCCCCAGCCCUCCCUGUACUGGUACCACAACGAUGACCUCCUGGACAUGGAGAACCAGGAGUACGGGGGCCUGUGGAUUAGGGACUGCAAACCGAGCGAUGCCGGCCUCUACACCUGCAUUGCCAACAAUCACCUGGGAGAGGCCCGGAGCAGCGCUGUACUGGCCGUCUUGGAUCUGGGCGAAGAUUCCGAAACAACAGAGGAUGAAGGUGGAGACCAAUUUGAGACCAAAGAAGAUAGUGGGGAGGUUGAGGACCAGGCUGUGUAUCGAGAUGCAGUGAUGGACAAAUGUCCAGAAGAUGAUAAUAGAACACAUGGACAUGAGGAUCACUCAAACACAACCAGGAGUCAGACAGAGGAUUUUUCAAGAGAAUCUCCACCAGAAGUCCUCCCACCCCCAUCCCCAAGACUUGUCAAACGCCCCUCCACCUCUCCAAUGCCAAGUCGCUCUGGUUCAACUACACCUCUCAGCUUGCGGAAGAAAACUGUUGUGCCAACUGAAUACCAAGACACAGUUCCUGGGGAGUUUGAAGAAAAGGUUAAGCAAACAAAAUCUGUGUCCCAAAGUACCACCCAGGACUCUCGUUCGCAGACUCCACUAAGUGACUACUCCCGCAAAGAAUUUACCCUUAGACCAUCCCCAAAGCUUACCAGGGCAAGUUCAAAGGUUUUUGAGAAGGUCCGUGGCUUAGAAGAGCGAAGAAGAAGCCUUGAUAUUCCAGAAGGAUCCCUUUCUGGAAGAUCCUGGGCAGGGUUCAAUCUUGCUGGAUCCGUUGAUUCUGAUGAUGGAGGAAGCCGGUUGGGCAUCUCAAGAGAAAGUUCAAGGGAAGAUCUUCGGGAGGCUCUAAAAGAGGAUGCCGAUGAGAGGAGAUCUAUGUUUAGACAGAGAGCCGCUUCGCUGGAGGAGAAACCUCGCUACUCCCAAAAAGUUCAGGACAUUGAGAACAAGUUCACAGAGGAGCUCCAGCGCAUCAAAAAACUUGUUGGAAAACCUCAUAUGAAGAAAUCGUUUUCAACCGAGCAGCUCACCCUGAGGGCCAAGCAGCGCCAGCCUUUAAGGAAAAUUGAACCUAUUCCUCCCCAAGUCCUCCAAAAGCUUCAAGAAAGGGAACGUGCCCAGUGGGCAAAGGAACAGAGGGAUAAGGAUUUAAGUGUGCAACCAAUGCAGCAACAACAGCAAACACAGCAAGAACAGCAUAAAUCACAAACCCAAAAGAAAGCAAGCACUGGUACAACCAUAACAGUCAGUAGAUUUGGAGAGGUUGCAGGCACCCCAGAGUCAAUGCAGUUAUCUGACUUACCUGGACAACGAUUUGUCAGAGAAUUAAGUAGAGUCAGUCCUGUUACAGAAAUUGUUCAGAGAUCAUCAUCACCAGCAAAAUACCAUCAACAAAGGGAAGACUCACCAAGUAGAAACAUUGCUGAGAUGACUUUACGCAAGGUUGAACGAAGGCCACCAAGUCCGCUUGUACAAAGGGUAUCUAGAAUGCAGGAAUCCCCAUACAUCCAAGAAUCUCUUUUGCAAAAGGAGGAAACUUCAGGGAGGAAGACACCAAUAGAAGUAGUAUUGAGAAAAAUUGAAAGCAGACCUGAAAGUCCAAUGGUACAAAAACAGGCCGUGAUUGUGCAAGAUCUUCCUCCUCAACCACCUCAAAAACCUCCAAGGAUGUCACCAGUCAGUCCAGCAGAGGAGAAAAUGGAAGUGGAGCAAUCAAGACCGACCUCUAAGAUAAGAGUCCCUACAAUUAUUGUUGAAGAUGAGGUUAUGGAAGUAGAUGUUCCUGGGAAGACAAGUGGUUUGCAACAGGUUAUCACUGGUGCCAAAGAGGCAAAACAGCAGAAGACCAAAGGAAAAAACCGUCGCCCUCGACCCAUGUCUCCUGAGUUAGAUUCUUCAGACGAUUCUUAUGUGUCUGCUGGAGAAGACCCAAUGGAGGCCCCUGUAUUUGAAUUUCCCCUUCAGGACACUGUAGUGUCUGCUGGUGCAGAUGUGCUGCUAAAAUGUAUCAUUGCUGGAACCCCCAUUCCUGAAGUUACCUGGGCAAAAGACAACACCAACUGCAUUGGCAUUGCAAAUAGUACAGUCAAAGUGGAGGGUGAACGACACAGUAUGCUCAUCAAAUCAGCAAAAAUAAGUGAUGGGGGAAAAUACUCUGUAACUGCUGUUAAUCAGAUGGGGAAAGCCUCCAGCAGUGCCACGCUUACAGUUAAUGCAGAGCCUGUACAGGAGCCCAAAGGAAACCUGGGUGUGCCCAUGUAUAUCAGCAGCCCUAUUACAUCUGAUGAGGAGUAUCUCAGUCCCCUGGAGGAAGGCAUGGAUUUUGGAGUCCCAGAGCCACGGCAAAUUAUUGACACACGAUUCAGGAAACCCCCUGCAUUUCUGGUAACAGUGAGUGAUCAAGCUGUCAUUGAAGGACAGGAAGUCACCAUGUCUGUCCGAAUAAGUGGACAGCCCAAACCCAUGCUCUAUUGGCUGAGGGACAGAGUCACGGUGAAAACAGGCCCACGUCACAUUGUGCGUGAGACAGAAGAUGCCACUUUUGAGAUGACGAUUAAGUCGGCAGCGAGGUCUGACUCCGGCAUCUACACCUGUAAGAUCAUCAAUGAAUAUGGAACAAAGCAUUGCGAGGGAAAGCUGGACGUAAAAGCUUCACCAGUUGAGCCAGGCCUGGCUGUCAUCCGCCAGGUCAAGGACAUCACAGCCAAGGCUGGGGAGACAGUUUUGUUUGAGUGUCAUGUCAUCGGACCGAAAGACACCGAUGUGGACUGGCUUGCGGACGGCAAACUUAUCCAGCCGGCAUUGCUCAACUGCAAGAUGCACUUUGACGGAAGAAAGUGCCGGCUGCUGCUCAACUCAGUACAUGAGGACGACGGCGGGACAUACACGUGCAAGCUCAGCACAGCCAAAGAGGAAGUGACCUCAUGUGGCAAACUCAGAGUCCUCCCCUCCAUCGAACCUCUCUUCACUCGCAAGCUGGACGUUCUGGAAGUGAUCGAGGGGCGCAACGCUCGGUUCGACUGCAAAGUCAGUGGGACGCCAUCACCUAAGGUCAUAUGGACUCACUUUGACCAUCCGCUCACAGAAAGUGAAGACCUUCGUAUUCUCCAGGAGGGCGGUCGCCACUCUCUCAUCAUUUCGCAUGUGACCAACGAGGACGAAGGUUUCUACACCGUCAUAGCCCGUAACAGUCAGGGCGAGGCUGAGAGCUCAGCUGAACUCUACAUACAAGAACCGCGGCCAGCCAUCUCGUCACAGAUGUCAAAACUAGAGAAGAUGCCGUCCAUCCCGGAGGAACCAGAGGUCCCAGAGAACGAGGUGGAGCGUUUCACCAUGCCUGACUUCAUCAAACCCCUUUAUGACCUGGAUGUGAUCGAGGGAAAGGAGGCUGUGCUCAAAUGCAAAGUGGCUGGUUUGCCAUACCCCACCAUUGUCUGGUUCCACAAUGGCAAAAGGAUUGAGAGCACAGAUGACAGAAAGAUGACACAGUUUCGUGACGUCCACAGCCUGGUCAUCCGCUCUGUGUGCCAUUCCCACGGGGGCGUCUACAAGAGUGUCAUCUCUAACAAAGUAGGCAAGGCCACCUGCUAUGCUCAUCUCUAUGUUACAGAUAUCCUCCCUGACCCCCCUGAUGGGACUCCAGUGAUAGAAUCCAUCACUGGUAAAACCAUCACCUUAAGCUGGAAGAAACCAAGGAGGCUGGACCCUUCGAUUGAUCCCAAUGCCCUGAUGUAUGCCAUUCAACAACAAGCCCUGGGCUCCAUCCAGUGGACCAUCAUAGCCUCUGGCCUAAAGGAAACGACCUACACCAUCAUCACCCUCUCCAAAGGAGUCCGCUAUGCUUUCAGGGUCCUGACCAUCACCUCCAAGGCUUUCAGCAAGCCCUCCACCGCCACCGACCCUGUGCAGCUCCUGGACCGAGGUCCCUAUCUCCUGGAAGCCCCGGUGAUUACUGAUAAGCCAGAAAUUGUAUAUGUGAUGGAAAACCAGACAGUUACCAUCACUGUUACCCUCAAUCAUGUCAAUGCUGCAGUCAUCUGGAAGAGAAGGGGAGUGGUCCUGGCCAGCAGACCCGGCCUGUACGAGAUGACAAUGCCAGAUGACGACCAGCACACGCUGAAGCUGCUCAAAGUGAAGAGUGCUGACAUCGGAGAGAUGGUGUUUAUGGCCUCCAACAAGCACGGCAGUGACAGCUGCACCUUCAGCGUAGAGAUGGCAGCUCCCCCAACAUUUGAAACUAUCAUGGAGGAUUUGGAUGUUUGUUCUGGAGAGACCCCGCGCUUUGCUGUGGUUGUGGAGGGCAAACCAAUUCCUGACAUCCUCUGGUUUAAGAAUGAUGUCCUGCUAUGCGAGAGCAGUCAUUACACAUUUGUGUACGAUGACAAUGAAUGUUCCCUGGUGGUCCUAAACGCUUGUACAGAGGACUCUGGGGUGUACACCUGCACUGCCAGGAACUUGGCAGGAUCUGUUUCUUGUAAAGCUGAACUCACCGUUCAUGAAGCUAAAAGUAAAGAGGAUCCAGUGGACGAUGAGGAGACUAUUCGAAGGAAAAUGCGGAGACUGAGUGACUACUAUGACAUCCAUAAAGAAGUUGGAAGAGGCGCAUUUUCCUAUGUGAAACGUGUGACCCAGAAGGUAGGCAAAAUGGAGUAUGCAGCAAAGUUUAUCUCCACACGGGCCAAGAAGAAAGCAUCUGCUCUGAGAGAGAUGAACCUCAUCUCAAAGCUGGACCACGAGAGAGUCCUUUACUUCCAGGACGCCUUUCAGAAAAAGAAUGCCGUCAUCAUCAUCACUGAACUAUGCCAUGAAGAGAUGCUUGACAGGUUUACAAGGAAAUCUAUAGUAAUGGAGUCUGAUGUACGGUCAUGUAUAAGGCAACUGCUUGAGGGGGUUGACUACCUUCAUCAUCUAAACCUCAUACAUUUGGACAUCAAGCCUGAUAACAUCCUCAUGGCAGACCCUCAUAGUGAUCAAAUCAGAAUCUGUGACUUUGCCAACACAGUUGAGAUCACGCCAGAUGAAGCUCAAUACUGCAAAUAUGGCACACCGGAAUUUGUUGCACCAGAAAUUGUCAAUCAGACCCCUGUGUCCAAAGCAACAGACAUCUGGCCAGUUGGAGUUAUUGCAUAUCUGUGUCUGACAGGAGUUUCCCCAUUUGCUGGAGAGAAUGAUCGUAGUUCUGUGCUGAACAUCAGGAACUAUAAUGUCGCCUUUGAAGAGAGCAUGUUUGCUGACCUUUGCCGGGAGGCUAAAGGGUUCAUCAUAAAACUGCUGGUAGCCGACAGGCUGAGACCUGAUACUCAGGAAUGUCUGCGACACCCCUGGUUCAAGACACUUAGCAAGGGGAAGGCCAUAAGUACAGAGGCCCUAAAGAAGUUUGUAUCUCGCAGAAAAUGGCAGCGUUCCCUAAUCAGCUAUAAAUCAAAAAUGGUCAUGAGGUCCAUACCCGAACUGCUGAAUGAUUCGUCCAGCCAUAUCUCCAUUGCAGUUCCCCGGCACCUUAAAGAGGGUUCACCUUUGCCAUCAUCAUCUUCAGAUUCUGAUGAAGACAUUGAUGAAUUGCCAUUCAUUCCAAUGCCACUUCACAUGGAAUUCUCUGGAUCAAGGAUAUCACUGAAUGACAUCCAGAACAAUGAGCAGGAAACAGGGAAGCAGAAUGGAACAAGUAAAUGCCUGGGAUCGCCUGUUCAAGCACAGGAGGCAAUGGAGUGUGACCCUAAAGAAAUGGAUAAAGAAGGAGUUGAAGUCACAGGAAAAGGCCGCCACCGGAAAAGGUCAACACAAGACAAUGACAAGGGUUCCUCAGAUGAAGAACCUCCUGCUGAAUUGCCAAAAAAGUCAGAGCUGUCUAGAAAACCACUGCGAAGGGGUUCCAGUAUGGAGUCAGACAAACCAGAGGGUGGACGACGCAGAGGAGAGCUUAGACGUGGGGGCUCAGCUGACAGCGCAUUGCUGCUCCGGAUUCCAGCUGAGGAAGGAGCUGGAGAGGGAAACCAAGAUGAUGACAGGAGAGUUCUGAAGAAAGCUGUAUCUAUGGAACUACCAAGGAGAAGCACCAGCCCAGGAACUGUCAAGAUGAGUCAAGAAGACUAUGCUCUAAAACUGGAGCUAAUGAGGCAGCGACUGCUUCGUGGUGGCUCUGUGGACAAGAAAAUGAGUGGACUGAGAGGGCCACUGCUGGAAACAUUAGGAAUGGGAGAUGAAAAACGUGCAAUGCCCUCAGAUCGCUACUCUCGUACUGCUCGUUUAGGCCCACCACCACUUAUAAGAGCUGCAUCCAGCGAUUCUCCAAGGGACGAAGUUCUCAAACCCCAAGUUUUGCGUAAAAGUUCUUCUUUCAGUCAAGGUGAUUCGGAGCCUAUAGCUUUACACCGCCGUUCUGGAGCUCCUCUUGAGAUUCCCCUGGCACAGGUAGAAGAAAGAAGGCUAAAGGAAGCAAUAUCUAUGUCAGCUUUAACUGAGCAAAUCAAGCUAGACUCCCGCCCAGUGACUCCCAGGGAACCUUCACCAAAACCACCAACUCCAGAGUCUGUUGUGCAGGAGAGUCCUACCAAAACAUUGAGUGAGGAAUCAUUAAUGGAGAAGGAGAUAAAGCCUGAUGAGAGUAUAAAUGAAAAGAUGGAUGGGUUGACUACAGACAGUAAUUUUGAUGAAAGAUCAAGCACAAGUGGUUUCUCGGAGAAGGACAUGAGCAUAUCAGAAGAUCCAAUUGUUGAAUCAGAGUAUAUGGGCCAGAAAAUUCUUACACCUCCUCUUGUGGUCCACAGCUCUAAACUAGAAGGAAAAAUGGAAGGAGAAGAAGUGAAAGAGGUACAUGAAGAAAAAGAGUCUAUGAAAGAUGAAGAGGAAAGGAUUGUCAGUGUUUGUGAAUCAAAGACAAGAGAAAAUGUCGAAGUUAGUGUAGAAAAUGUAGAUGAGGAAGUAGAUAGGCCAUCUAAAUCUUCUGAGAUGAUCAUAACCACAAGCUCAGUUAUAGUGAGACCAACACAAGAAUAUUCCAAUUCCCCAGCAAAUGUCUUGUCAACUCAUCUAACACCCUUGCCUGCUGCUCUAGUUGUUCUUCCAGAUGGAAGGACUUCAGCAUAUGCCAGUAUUAUGCAGACAAUCAUGGUCCCUUCAGUUCAGCCUAUUAAUGAUCCAACUUUAGGCCCCUCUACACCUGUUUUUGUUCCAGCCACGUUAUCAUCCACAGUAUCAACUGAAACAUUUCAGCCUUCAUCUGCCCCUGCCAGCAUAUCUUCUGCUUUACCAGGUGUGCCAAAGCCAGCCACCAUUUCAACCACUGAGCACCCUGCUGUAUACUCAAGGGUGGCAUCACCAGAAAUGAUGACAAAAGAACCCAGUCCACCAAAGACUACCACAAAUUCCUCAUCCCAACAAGAGCUUUCACCAGGUAUGGAAUUCGAGGACAUUACCUCUGAAGAAGUCUUUGAGGCACGCUUUAAAAAACGUGAGUCCUCUCUCUCAAGAAGUCUAAAAUUUUUAUCCCGUUCUAAGAAUGAUGAAAAAUCACAAGCAACUUCCUCAGACGCUACAGAACCAGGCGAGGAGAUAUACAGACCUGGGCCAAUUGGUGCACCAUUGGAAUUAGCAUCAAGGAGACUUGAAGAGAAGUCGAAGUCAGUCCAGGACCUUCGUGAAGCUCAAAAGGACCAAGGCUUCAUGAGAAGACUCUCUAUGCGCUUGAAGAGAACCCCAUCAACUGAGCGCAAGGAGGAAAUUACCAAAGAAGAAGACUCAGUUGCUUCAAGACGAAGGCUUUCUUGGACUCUUGGCCGACGAGGAUCACAUGAAAAGAAAGAAGUGGAGAUGACACGCAUGGAUGGUGGUGGCGACACCUUGGUAGAACAAGAGGAAAAGGAGCUUAAGAAACCUAAUGAAUCACCAGUCUUGGCAAUGCGAAGGAAGAUUGAAUCAACAGUGGCUGGGAUCUCUACCAGAAUUCGUAGCUACUCAGAGGAGAGGAGAUCAUCAGAGGAAAAGGAGCAAAAGAGGACACCCAUUCUGUCCAUGCUUCGUCGUUCAACAUCAGAAAGCCGUGCGGUGAAGGUCGCCAGUGUUCCACAGAACCAGCUGGCAUCUCAGGCCAGCAAUGGCACUUCAUCAGAAUCUCUAGACUCCAUGGCCAGCUUAAAGUCAGAAACAUCAAAGGGUAUGGAGGUUGAGCGCAGAUCUCGCUGGGAUAGAUGGGGCCUGACCAGAGGGAAGCGAGACAAGACAGUAUCCCAGCCUGACAUACCAACAGCAAUCUCCAGAGAAAACAGUUCCUUACGUUCACGCCAGUACUCCAAACUGGCCUCUGAUUUCGCUCCCGUAUUCCACAUCAAGCUGAGAGAUCAUGUCCUGCUGGAGGGGGAUCCAGUCACACUCAGUUGUCUGCCAGCUGGCAGCCCCCACCCACAAAUCACCUGGAUGAAAGAUAAGAAGCCCCUGGAGAUUGAUGCCCGAAUGAAUAUGAUUGCCUGCCCUGAUGGCCGGCAACUACUGAUGAUCAUGCACACAACCAAAAAGGAUGCAGGGGUUUAUGAGUGUGUGGCUACAAAUCCACUUGCCUCUAUGACCAGCUCUUGCACAAUAUCCCUUGCUCGCCUGCCUAAUCGUCCUGGGACCCCUGAGAUUCCUCAGAAGUACAACAACUCAGCCUUAGUACUGUGGAGGCCCUCAGACAACAUGGCACCCUGCACAUACUCUCUGGAGAGGAAAGUAGAGGGUGAGACCAACUGGCUGAUCGUGGCAACAGGGGUGGCCGACUGUUACUACAAUGUGGUCGACCUGCCUGUGGGGGGCUCCUACAGAUUCAGGGUGGCCUGUGUCAACAAAGCUGGCCAGGGCCCCUACAGCAACCUCUCAGAAGUAGUGAGCCUGGAUGCUUCAGAAUCGGCUAAAUCUAGUGCAGCUGUGGUGGUCAAGACUGUCCCUGCGACUACUCCUCCUCCCCCUGUGGUCAUGAUGUCAUCCAUGAAAGUGCCUCCCAUUAAACCAGCUCCUGGCAAGUCCACUACAGUGACGCUUGUCCAACCUGUCCCUCCCUCUCCUCCAGCUCCCACUCCAUCUUUGGCUAAAUCUGCUUCUCCGAUGACCAUCAAACCUACUGUUCAGGUUCAAGCUAGUCAUCCUGCUGUCACUCCCUCUAUUACUGUAGCCCCCUCUGAACAAGCUCCUGCUCAGACCACCACAAGUGUCCAAGCCACACCAGCAAAAGCCAAAACCACCCUUAGCAUCAGUGUGAGCAAACCCCAAACGAGGUUGGCACCCCCCCCUGUUGUUCCACCCAAACCCAAGAGUCCUGUAAAUGCAACCACCCCCAAAACUAACAAACCCCCAUCUCCUGUACCGCCCCCUGCACCCGUUAUGGGGAAACCCAUUUCAUCCGUGCCGAUGUACGCGGCAACUGCAACUGCGCGUGCUACCCCGCCUUCUCAAUCCAGUUCAAUCCCGACAACCACCACCCGCUCAGUCACUCCUGUGAUGGUCUCGCCAACUGUGGUCGUGGUGCAGAGCUUUACGCCUGUGCUGCAGGGAGGGGAUAGCCGGAGUACCCCAUCUGGACGGGUCACCCCAACAGGACGGGUCACACCCUCAGGACGCAGGACACCCAUGGGCAAGCCUGGAGAGGGAUCUCUGCGCCAGGGAGUUCCACAGAAACCUUACACCUUCAUGGAUGAGAAAGCAAGGGGUCGUUUUGGUGUUAUCCGAGAGUGCCGAGAGAACGCCACAGGAAACCUCUUUAUGGCCAAGAUUGUUCCAUAUGAGGCAGACAGCAAGCAGGCAGUGCUGCAGGAAUAUGACAUCCUCAAGUCCCUUCAUCACGAGAGGAUCAUGGCUCUGCAUGAAGCUUACGUCACACCACGCUACCUGGUGCUUAUCUCGGAGUACUGCAGUGGAAAGGAGCUGCUCCACAGCGUCAUAGACAGGUUCCGUUACUCUGAGGAUGACGUGGUGACCUAUAUCAUACAGAUCCUCCAGGGUCUGGACUACCUCCAUACCCGACGCAUCCUCCACCUUGACAUCAAGCCAGAGAACAUCAUCGUCACCUACAUGAAUGUCAUCAAACUCAUAGACUUUGGCAGUGCUCAGAGUUACAACCCACUCUUCCUCAAGCAGUUCAGCCCUCCUAUUGGGACACUGGAGUACAUGUCUCCAGAGAUGUUGAAAGGGGAUGUGGUGGGCCCUCCGGCUGACAUCUGGAGUGUAGGCGUACUGACUUUCCUCAUGUUGAGUGGCAGGUCUCCUUUCAUGGAAAACGAUCCGCAGGAGACUGAAGCCAGGAUCCAGGCAGCAAAGUUUGACCUCUCUAAACUCUACCAGAAUGUGUCCCAAAGUGCCUCUCUGUUCCUUAAAAAGAUCCUCUGUAGCUACCCUUGGGCCCGUCCAUCUAUUAAGGACUGCUUCAACAACUCCUGGCUUCAAGAUGCCUACCUGAUGCGCCUUCGUAGGCAGACUCUCACCUUUACAACCACCCGUCUCAAGGAAUUCUUGGCCGACCAGCAGCGCAGGCGAGAGGACGUUGCAACCAAGCACAAAGUCCUCCUCCGGUCAUACAGGAGCUCCACACAAAACCCCACCAGCCCCAUCACGCCAAAUGUGCCAGCCUCACCCACCACGCCCGUCACACAGUGAAAACAAGCUUCCAAAAAAAAAACAGUGGUCGGGACUGUACAGGGUGGAAGAUCCUCAAGAGUGAGACUUGACUUUUGGCCACGAGGUGCGAUGGUCCCUUCAGGUCUGAGAUGUUGAACUUGGUCAGAAGAAGAGAAAACUCAUGAAACCAGCUGUGGCCGUGAUCUACGGAGACAUUCUUUUCCUUCUUUGGUUCUUAAAGAGAAUUUAAAAGAGUGAUUUAUUGUCUAAGGAACUCUUACAAAGUUAUCAGAGCCUGACGGCAUUUUUUUAUAGCAUGUCUCUUGUUCAGACAAGGCCAGACGGUGUCCGCAAGUAGUACCUCAAGGUUUGUAACUUACAUACAUUUUGGAUAUUUCUUUCUUCUUCUCUUAGGAUCAACUCUACACUGAUUACAGGGGAAACAUAAUAAUACAUUGUAGAAACCCACCAUGGAAAUCUAGUGAUGAAUUACUGUUAUGGAGUGUUGAUGUUACACAACAUUGUUUAAUUGAAGUACAAGUCAAGUUAAUGUUCGAAAACAAAUACUUAGCAGACCUGCAAAACAAGGACAGCUGAAACAAUGAUGCCUUUUCCGUAGUAACACCUCAAACCUCUAAGUGUAUUAUAGUCUAAUAUUCAGAUGCCAAAUGACCACACGUUCAAACUAUGAUGUCUAAUUCUCUGUCCUCGGGUAAAGACAACCGGAGGCUCUCCAUAACCGAAUCUAUUACUUUAACUACAUCAGUGUAAUUUGUGCUACCUGAGUUUUUAUAUUGCUAUAGCAACUAAAAUGAUGGUCAAGAUUGUAGCAGCUCCAGAUAGAAGGGAUAGAGUUUAUCAAACGUAUAUAUUAUUAUAUUGAGUUCUGAAGAUGCGCUUGAGGGUUCUUUCCAAGGGCUAUUACAAAAGAAUUCUUUUACUCAGCACAAAUUUCCUCCCUAAUGUUGCAUCAAGUGACUCCACGCAGUGCUGUCACUGUGUUGGCUCUUGGCAGAUACUUGUUCCUUCACCACAAAUAAGCUAUCAAACACCUCAUUGGCUUCCAAUUCAACAACACUCUUCCACUCAGCACAGAUUGAUAUUUACACAUUUAAAAUGAGGUUUUCAAGUUUGCUGAGUCAUUUCGUCACUCCGUACUUUGACUGUACAUAGAGAACUUUGUCUGAGUUCUGAGACCUUCAUUAAAUGUGAAAUUAUUUUGGGGGGUUAGUGGUAAACUGAGUAACUUUAAAACCCACUGGUGACAGAGGGGUGUGUCAAAGUGCCCUUAAAGAGUUAGCAUUGGUUCGCAUAAAAAUAUCCUCUCAAACUUUAUAGAGAAAGGAUGUUGAUUAAGACAUUGCUGGGUGUAUUGGUUCUUAUUUUAGCUCUAUCGUUUAAACGCUAACAGCUAAGCUUCUGCUUUCUUUGGUUUAGGAAUGGAUUUAAAUAGGUUAUAAAUAGCAUUCAAUUCUACACAUAUAAUUGUUGAUUUAUUAUUUAUAAAAGUGUAAUACACCUUUAUGGUUUCCUCGACGCUUUCAAGGCACUGUAAACAGUGACCAAAAGAUACACUCAAUAUCUGCAGCCUGUACAAAAUAUGAUCAGAAAUGUUAAAGUCUGAGACAAUGCAUACACCUCAAGGAAAAAUAGAAUACAUUUGAAAUGUUCUUCUUCCUUUAACAAAAUAUAUUGAGGUACAGUAUCUACCUCUUCAUAAGUAAAAUAACAUGAAUAAAAGUCAAGUGUAAAUGAACAAACCAUUUAAUCAAUCAUAGAUGAAUCCCCCCCAAAAAAGUCUUACUCACACCAAUGAAACAAAAAAAGAGACUUGUCCUCUUUAGGGACAAUACUGAACUUUGCCAUAAAUUGACACUUGCUGUUUAAAAGUUAAACUGUAUAUUAUCUAUGUAGACAUGUGCAAAUGAUUACUGACAUAAGUAGACAACUUUUUCUCGUUGUUUUACAUUAUAGUCUGUUUUCAAAUAAAAUGUCAGUCUCACCUCUGAGAAAUAUCUACAGUAAUAUCCAACUUUUCCCUGAGGGUUGCUCAUCCUAUACACUAGUUGUGGAAGUCUGUCUUUGGGUAUAAUUAAGAACGAUUUUUAAGAAUUAUUAGAUUCAUCCUCAAGAUGUAUUGUUUCUAUUAUAUUGCUUUGCCUCUUGAGGGCAAGUUCAGUUUGAAGACCAGCAUUUGAGACAUUGGCACAAAUGUCAGAUGUUUUGAUCAUUUUACUGGUAUCAACUACAGAUCUGUACACUUACCACAGAACCUGUCAGUGUGUGACAGUUCUAAUUAAGUUUUAAAGUAAAUAUCAAGGUAUCCCUAGCAGACCCUGAUGAGUCUUUUGGGGUGGUAUGACACUGCAUCUUCGACAUCAAAUUGUGAGCUAAUUUCAAUAUGUGUACUGACUGACAGAGGUUGCUUGUAAUUCUAUGAAAGUAUUUUACUAGUUCUAUGUAUUCUCAUGCUAUUGCUAGAUACAUACUGCAUUUUUCUGCAGCUCUUUGUCCCUUUGGCUCAGUGGUUUAUCUAUGCAGAGUAGAAGUUAAUCACAAUGGGAGUUGCUUCAAACCUAAAUGAAAAGAUGAAAGAUCAGCAUGAGAACACAAUGUUGCAUAAAAUCCUAAAUGUCUGUGCAAUAUAUUAGCUCUGUUCUUCAACCAUGUAAAAUGAAACUACGGCUGCUUGUACGCAGACAACGGGAGGUGUGUGUGUGUGUGUGUGUGGGGUAAAAAAGUUGUUGAAGGCUCCACAUUUUGUAUUAAAAUCCUAUGCCGUAUUUUGUGGAAUGUGUUGCAGUGCCUCGUGAUGGAUAUUAGAAUCAUAGAGAAAAUUCUUUGGUUAAUGAAUGACUAAUACAUUAUUUUGAUUAUAUGGAUGUGGCUGCUUUGUGUGUGUUUCACAGUUUGUUUAUUUAUUGAGUGACUGUCUUUGUUACAGCUUCUGCUUUUUAUUUUGUGAAAUGUCUGAAUCUGGCAUGGAAAAGGCAUGACAGCUGUGAAGGCUAUGAAAAAUAAAGGCAAUAUGACAAAUGUA